Molecule: messenger RNA, 1173 nt
Organism: Hibiscus syriacus
Lineage: Eukaryota; Viridiplantae; Streptophyta; Magnoliopsida; Malvales; Malvaceae
Product: cyclin-D4-1-like
Exons: 6
Coding region: 72-1115 (347 amino acids)
Biological process (GO): mitotic cell cycle phase transition; regulation of cyclin-dependent protein serine/threonine kinase activity
Cellular component (GO): nucleus; cytoplasm; cyclin-dependent protein kinase holoenzyme complex
Molecular function (GO): cyclin-dependent protein serine/threonine kinase regulator activity
Source: RefSeq, a predicted model, not a curated record
UACCCUUUACAAGCCCAAGUUCUGAAAGAGAGUUUUUGUUUUGUUUUGUUUUGAGUUUAUAAGAAUCUGCAAUGGCACCAAUUUUUUAUCAUGCAGUAUCGAGUCUUCUAUGUGCGGAAGAGAACGAUAGCGUUUUUGAUGAUAAUGAUUACUUUGGGGCAGCUUGGGACCAUAGAUAUUAUCGAAACUUGAAUCAAAACCGAGUCUUUAUUGGUGUUGCUGAAGAUGGGUUGCCAUUGCAGAGUGAAGAGUGCGUGGCUUCGAUGGUGGAGAAAGAACAUCAGCAUUUGCCUGCUGCUGAUUACUUGAACAGGCUAAAAGCUGGAGAUUUGGACUUUGAAGCUAGAAAAGAUUCUGUUCAUUUCAUUGGGAUGGUUAAUUCCCAUUUCGGUUUUGGACCUCUUUGUGAGUACUUGUCAAUAAACUACUUAGACAGAUUUCUCUCUGCAUAUGAAUUACCCAAGGGUAAAGCAUGGAUGAUGCAGUUACUCACUGUGGCAUGUUUAUCUCUUGCUGCCAAAAUGGAGGAGACUGAAGUUCCAUUGAUUGUAGAUUUACAGAUGGGGGAAUCUAAAUUUGUUUUUGAGGCUAAAACUAUACAAAGAAUGGAGCUUUUAGUGUUGAGCACUUUGAGUUGGAGAAUGCAAGCAAUCACUCCAUUUUCCUUCAUAGAUUAUUUCCUUUACAAACUCAAUGAUGAUAAAAUCCCAGUUAGAAGUUCAAUCUUGAGGUCAAUCCAACUCAUUUCAAGCACAAUAAAAGGGAUUGCUUUCUUGGAAUUCAAGUCUUCUGAGAUUGCAGCAGCAGUUGCAUUAUCUGUUGCUGUUGAAACAAUCAACACUCUGGACACUGAGAAAGCCAUUUCUAUUCUCUGUCACCAUGUACAAAAGGAGAGAGUGAUGAAGUGUGUUAAAUUGCUGCAUGAAGUGUCAUUGGUUAAAAUAGGCAAUGGAAGUUUGCCUCAGAGCCCAAUUGGGGUACUGGAUGCAGCGUGCUUCAGCUAUAAAACUGAGGACAGUGAGACAACAACAGUUGGAUCCUCUGCGAAUUCUUCACUUACAAGUCCUAGUACCAAAAGGAGAAAGCUAAAUAGACCCUGUGAAGUUGAGCUUUAAAACUAAUGAGAGAUCAAAAUGAGUGAUAUUCAUAAAAAAACUCAAAAAAGAAACCCCA